CAGGCGUAGUGUAAUAUUUAUCGAUAAACAGAGUAAUUUCUGACCUUCUAGCCGUUAAAAUAAAGUAUUAACACCAAUUUGAUAGUAUAUGUCCGUUCCUUCACCAAGAUUGUAUAUAAACAUAUAAAUUUCAAGUGUUUCCUAGCGGAAGAUUAAUAUAUUCUAUCACGCCAGAUUUUACGUCACUUCCGUAUCAACAUUAGUACAUGCGAGUUCACGAAUAUGGCGGCUGUUUUCAAACAAAAUCGUACAGAUGUAAACAAAACUUUCCGAUAGUCUGUUCCACGAUUGAUGUCUUCACACAUGAUCAACCAUGGUUGAGAAGGGUCGCUUCUUAGUCGUUAUCUCGGUUCUUGAAGGACGACGAUUUCCUAAGCGACCACGACAUCAGAUAAUAGCAGAAGCUCGGUUUGAUGGAGAACUUUUGUCAACUGAUCCAGUAAAUCAUGUGGAAAAUCCAGACUUUACACAGGAGUUGGCCUGGGAGCUGGACAAGAAAGGCUUACAGCAGCAUCGACUUCAGAGAACGUCCAUCAAGAUUCAGUGCUAUGCCUAUGAUAGUUCCAGUACAAUGAAAGAAGCCAUUGGCUAUGUGGUAUUGGAUCUACGAUCAGUGACUGCUAAACAGACGGCGAAAUGGUAUCCUCUUUUACACUCCAAGUACAGUAAAAACAAGUCAGAAAUUAAGCUUUCUAUCUAUCUGGAUGAAGAUAAAAGUGGUGAACAACCAAGCUUCCGAGCAAAGGAAGCUCCAGCAAGAAUUAUUGAGGAUCCAGCAGUUGGUCCAGAUGAAGCCCGAGGACUGCGGCCAAUACUCAAUGAGGAGGAGGGCUACUACCAGAUAGGACCAGCCUCCAAGUGCAAGGAUCAGUUUGUCCUCUCAGUUACUAUUGCAUAUGCUGCAAACUUGCCACAGCUGAUACCCAGUACACAACCCUUACCUCCUGAUGCCAGUGGCUACUUUUUCUACUUCUCCCUACUUGGGAACGAUGUCACAAAUGAGGUAUUCAAUGAUCUUAUCAGCCCCAACUUCCCAGCGGAGAGGGCAUCUGUUCGGAUCAGGACGAGUGUGGACGCCCUGCGACUGUUUUUCUCCCAUCAGCCAGGCAUUCAGGUUCACCUGUGUUGUGGGGAGCAGUCUCUUGGGAGCUGUGAGGUUCCACUCAAUUCUCUCCUUCAAAAGAACAGUACAGAAAUUUAUAUGAAACCAGUGGCUGUGGAAGGAUCAUUUCAGUUAAUUCCACCAAACAAGACAAAGCAGCAGAUACCAAGUGUACCAAGCGACCUGUCUCCUGCUGUCGGCGUGUCAGUCAUACUCAGGAAGGAGGAUAUGGCAAUGAAAUCACCUGUGAAGGAAUCUCCACCUCGUAAAGACCAGGAUGUACAGAGGGAUUCUUCUCCACCCCGACCCAAAGAGUCCCCUAAAACUAAAAAAUCCCCGCCUAAAGGGACCAAAUCUAAAUCUAAAACAAAAGGCAAGGACAAAGAGGUAGUCCCCAAGCAGGCGGCAGCUGAUGACUAUCCGGACGAUUUUGAGGAGGAAAAUACUCACGAAAACUUGAGUAGUAUUGAAGAGGAUAGAUUGAGAGAAAAAGCAGCAAAGAAAUCUGACCAAAGGGGAGAUAAGCCAGCCAGACGGAGCCUGUCCCCACCCACAGCUAGUCCUGUAAGGCCCUCUGAUCAAGGUGCAGCAGGCAGCAUAGACACAACCUCACACCAUGUGGCUAUCCCACCUCAGGCCCAUCAUUUCACCUUUUCCAUCGACCUCCGCAGCAUCAAGGACAUGGCCAGCACAAACACACUCUACGUCUUUAUCAGGUACACGUACCCAUUCUUCGGUAGUGCAGCACCCAUCUCAACCAACCCACCUGUCGAGAUACGCAAAGGGAUGGAAGUCCUAUUGCCACAGUCCUUCUGUGCUUUUGACUUUGCUUGUACUCUAGCACAGCUUCAGGAGACUUUCCUCAGGGUGCCUCUGAUUGUGGAAGUUUGGCACAGAGACAAGCAGCUGUCCAAGGAUGUGUUACUGGGCACGGCGCGACUUCCUCUGGGCAACAUUAUCACUGCGGACAAAAUGAGGAUAGCGCAGAGUAAGACUGGAAGUAUAGGAUGGAGACAGGCUUGCAGUGACCGGGUCACAGUCCAGGCUAACGACAGUGACCAGCGUAAGGUUGGAGAGGUCAGCACGGUGCUUAGUCUGGAGGACUGGGGCACCAUCACCACACAGCAAAUCAUUGUCCAGCAGGAGUCUUCUGGGACUCACAGUGUGACCGAGUCCCUCGGACAGAACAUUGCGGGUGCAGCAAGGGCACAGUCACAGACCCAACAGGCCCCACCACGUGCUCCAUCUCCGGCCCCACGCGAGUCAGCCGAGUACAAGGCCGCACUGGAACUGGAAAUGUGGAAGGAGGGGCAGGAACAUUUGUUUGAAAACCAGUUAAAGCAAAAAGAAACAAUGUACAUGAAAGCUCUCGCAGAAGAAUGGAAGAAAAGGGACAAAGAGAGAGAAAUUUUAAUGAAGAAAAAGAUGGCGGAGUAUGCACAACUUGAAGACCAGCUGAGGAAAACUUUGUCUGACCUUGAAAAACGUGAAAAACAACUGGCUGCUAAUGAACAACAGGUGACCAGAAUGAAAGCUGAUUUACAACGAGAGCAUGACAGGAAGCUGCAGGAUGUACGGGAGGCUUCACGCAGGAUGAAGGAGGACUGCGACCACCAGGUUGAGCUGGAGAGGUUAAAGUGCAAAGAAAUUGAAGGGCUUAUUGACAGAUACAAGCGAGAGAUAACGGAUUUGGAGAAAAAGAAUCAGAAUUUGGAAAAGGAUUUUGCUGUGUAUAAGGAGCAGCAGAACACCAAACCUGAGGUCCGGCUACAGUCUGAGAUUAACUUACUGACACUGGAGAAGGUGGAACUGGAGCGUAAGUUGGAUGCUAUAGCCAAGUCGAAGGUCCACUACAAACAGCAGUGGGGCCGCGCCCUCAAGGAGCUGGCCAGACUAAAACAGAAGGAACAGGUGGCUGCCAAAUCAGAGUUAAAACGUCAGCAGCAAGAACUGGAACACAUGCGUCUGCGUUACCUCGCUGCAGAGGAGAAGGAGGUCGUCAAGUCGGAGAAAAAGGAAUUAGAGGACCUCAAAAAUGAACUCAACAGGCUCAGGCAGAUAGAAGAGGAGAAAGCCAAAUCUCUGAACCAUUCUCUGAGUCCGCGGGAAUACUCUGGAUCCAAGGGUGAGGAGAGCCAGGGCCUUGAUGAACACAUCACACGCCUCAUUGAGGAACGCGACACGUUGUUGAGGACAGGCGUUUACACCACACAGGACCGUAUCAUUGCUGAGCUGGAUAGACAGAUAAGGGAGUCUAUGGUACAGAAAAAAACAAACGCUUUAUAACAUCAAGCCGUAAGAUUGUCCAAUGUACCCUGUCAUGUCUUGGCCAAGUCAGAUGUCCUUGUACUUCCUGGCAGGAAAUGAGCAGCAAGUCAGGAGAUUGAAUGCAUUGUAUUGAUAAGUAAGACAUACCCUCCUAGGUGAGAUCCAAGCAUCCAAGUGAUCGUGUUCUGUGCAGCAACUUAAACAGGUGUUUGUUCCGGUGGAUGGUAUUUGAAUGAAGACUGUAAAUGAGAGACGAGAUGGACGUGACAUUUCUCACUGUUACCCUGUGAUAUUUUAAACUUCUCAGAGUUUUCCAAGUCUGAUUAAAUAUGUGAAGCUUUAUGGAACAUUUUAUUGAAUGAAGAUUAACUCUCAUCAAGCUGACCUGCUUGACCAAGAGAAUAGUGUGCCUGUAUACUUGUUAGCGUAGAAAUGAAAGUAUUAGUGUAUGUUAAUGGGUGUAGAUACAUACCAACCUGUUUGUAUAAGAGUAUCUGAAUUCUUCAAACCUUUUUAUAUGAUUUUGUGCUUCAGUACAGGUUGUAAAUCAAACUGCUAUUAUACCUGAUGCUUAUAUAUAGAAUCCUAGAGUAAUAUAUAGUACCUUACUGAAGUCUGUAGUUGUUACUCUAUAAUUUAUGUGAUUGAGCUAUAUGUAGUAUGGAUUUCUUUGGAUAUCUUUUUUUUCUAUGCCACUAUGUAAUAUAAGGUGUUAAAUUUACUACCUUGACAGAAAAUCAACUCUUCAAUUACAGAGAAAAUAAUUCUGUAUAAUUCUGAUUGGAGAUAUUAAAAAGAAAUAUUACAUGUACAUGUACACAACAUUAUAUACGUUUUAAUCAUGUGGCCAUUAUAACACAUGAUCUCAGUACAUUAUAAAAUAUUUGUCUCGAUAGAAUGCCUGAAUAGAUUUAAUUUUGCCAUGAACUUAGUGUAUGAAUAUUUGUUAAAUAUCAUUACAAAAAUUAAGUUGGUUUAGUUAAUUAUUCUAUCAACCACGCAUGAUUGAUGCUCAAGAUUAGAUCUCUGCUAGGUGAUAUAUUUGCCAUUAAUUAAUAUAAUGUAUGUUAGCAGAUGUAUGUGAUGCUAUCACAAAGUGUGUAACAUUGACACGUAUACAAAAGGAUUGGUACAACUUUAUGUGGAUCUACUUUGUUACCUGUUCAGUGUUGUACAGGUAACUACCUUUUAACAGAACAAUAUAUUGCUAGGUUGCUACAUGUUUGAAAUGUAAAUUAUUGUACAUACAUUUUGAAAGAUGACAUGCAAUGCCUAAAAAUAAACAAAUACAAAACCUUUCCCUUCCUUGAUUUUGACUUCUUGUGCAGGUAAAAUUAUGUUUUAAAU
This is a messenger RNA of Mizuhopecten yessoensis (Yesso scallop), 4717 nucleotides long. RefSeq names its product centrosomal protein of 120 kDa-like. The transcript has 22 exons. Gene Ontology annotation, cellular component: centriole; centrosome. NCBI's taxonomy places the organism in Eukaryota, Metazoa, Mollusca, Bivalvia, Pectinida, Pectinidae. Gene Ontology annotation, biological process: interkinetic nuclear migration; positive regulation of centriole elongation; centrosome cycle. Bases 314 to 3388 code for a protein of 1024 amino acids. The record is from RefSeq and is a predicted model, not a curated record.